Molecule: messenger RNA, 6684 nt
Organism: Colius striatus (speckled mousebird)
Lineage: Eukaryota; Metazoa; Chordata; Aves; Coliiformes; Coliidae
Gene: FBXO30
Product: F-box protein 30
Exons: 6
Coding region: 1524-3806 (760 amino acids)
Molecular function (GO): ubiquitin protein ligase activity; protein binding; zinc ion binding
Source: RefSeq, a predicted model, not a curated record
GGGCGUGGCCGGUAGCGGGGCCGCGCGGGAGUCCGGCGGGCGGUGAGGCGACGCCAGGCCGGGUCGGGAGAGGCGAGGCGAAGCGAGCGCCGCAGCGCAGCGACGGGAGCCCGGCGGCGGGAAGGAGUCUGCAGCAAUUGAGGAAUCGCACAGAGUUCAAGUUCAGAAGUGCUUUACACAUGAAAUCUACUGGCUCUCUAGCUGAUUCUGCCCUGUCACCAGCUCAACAGACAUUCAAGCAGGAUUUGCGAUCCCCAGCGCUCUCAUAAGAAGACAGUGGCUGCAGUGGCCUUGGAGGAACCUCAGCAUGGGGCUAUUUAACCUUAGACUUUGUGGAGUCUUGAGGAGUGGAGUUAGAGCAUUCUGAAGAGGGGAUGGGAGCUAGUGGUGCCAUUUGCCCAUCUCCAACUGAAAUGGUGUCAACGACAUCUUACUGAAGCUCCAGUUCACAUUUUUUCAUCAGCUAUUUGAAAACUGAUGAAUCAAUAAAGACCUUGUCAUGGUCUGACAUGAUAGCCUUUUCUGGUAAGGGGGAAGGGGCUGUAAAGAUGGCUUCUGUAAGAAGUUGCUUGCAACUCUCCCCAGCUCAGAGCCAGACCCACUUCUGGGGCUGAGCCAAUUAGACGUCUCCACGAUCACUUUUUUGAGAAGAAGCCGGAAGGGGAGGCCUCUUCCUCCAUCUUCUUUCUUUCUUCUGCCCCUUCUUCCUUCUUCUGGCUGGUGGUGGUGCACGGAGUAGGAACGGUGAGAGAAACAACCAUGCAGACUCCAAGGUCAGUGAUGCAAGAGAGGAGGAGGUGUGCUGGAGCAGAGACUCCCCUGCAUUCUAUGGAGAGACCUGGUGAAGCUGAGAUUUAUUUUCAUUUCUUUAAAGACCCCGCAUCAGCGGUAGAGACUCAUUUUGAUAAUGAGCCCACAUCAGGGGCAGAGACUUAUUUUGCUAAAGCUGACCCCGGACCAGGGGCAGCGAUUCACUUCAGUAAAGGCCCCGAGCCAGGGACAGUGACUAUGGCCGGAGGAGGCCGUGUUCCGAAGGAGGGGCCCUUUAUCACUAUGGCCGGAGCAGGCCUUGUCCCGAAAGAGGGACCCUGCAAAUGCAGAAACUGCAACCGCGGUGAAGAAUCCAAGCCAGAGAUAUUCACCAAGGACUGUGUCCCGUGUGAGGGAACCUGUAUCGGCAGAAGCCGCAGCUGCUGGGAACAACCCACACCAGAGAAGUUUAAGGACUGUGUUCCGAGGGAGGAACCCCGUGUUGGAGCAGGGGAAGAAUGCCAGGAGUCGUCCUCAUCUGAGAAGACAGAAGCGGCAGAGCCCAUCUGUGAGAGACUGACCACAUUCCCCACUCCCUGCCCCCCUGAGCCGUUGUGGGGGGAGGAGGGUAUGUCUACACAAAUGGUGCAGGAAAACACGAGCUCAGCUUGACCGUGUGCUAGGCAACACAUCCACCUUCUGCUGAAGCUGCAGCUCACUUCUGGACGCUUAAACUGAGCAGGGUGCUUUUUGCAAAAAUUGGAUUUACAGUCAUGGAGGAACAUCAGCAACAUUUACACUGCGUGAACUGUGUCAGCCGUCGUUGUAUGACCAGACCAGAGCUUGGCAUUUCCUGUGAUUUGAUUGGCUGCCCGUUGGUUUGUGGAGCAGUUUUUCAUUCAUGUAAAGCUGAGGAACACCGCAUGUUAUGUCCACUUGAAAGAGUGCCUUGUUUGAAUAGUGGCUUUGGAUGUCCCUUCAUAGUAGCCCGAAAUAAAAUUGCUGAUCAUCUAGAAGUCUGUCCUGCAAGUGUGGUAUGUUGUACCAUGGAGUGGAAUAGAUGGCCAGUCAGUUACGCAGACCGAAAAUCAUAUGAAAAUCUGAGUAAAGAUGUUGAUGAAGUAGAGCAACUAGAUAUGGCUUUAGCCCUUCAAGACCAGCGCAUGUUACUAGAAUCACUUAAAGUAGCAACUAUGAUGUCAAAAGCAGGUGAUCAAAUACCAGAAACCAGAGAGCAAACCUCUGUCAAAUCAAGUGCCCCAGAUACAGGGCAUUCAAAUGGUUUGAUGCCUGUAGAUGAAGAGUCCUAUGGUGCACUUUAUCAAGCUACUGUAGAAACAACGAGGAGUUUAGCUGCUGCUCUGGAUAUCCUGAACACUGCUACAAGGGACAUUAAUACAUUAAGUUCCAGGCUCUGCACUUUAUCACAUGAAAUGAAAGAAGACGCUGAGGUUAAAGAGCAAGCUUCAAAUGGCAUUAUUCGGGAUAAAAAGUGUGACGAUGAAUAUCCAGAUGAAGAUAAUGUAGGAGCAGUUGGGGGAAUUAACUUUGGUAGUCCAAGUCAAAAUUCACAAAUUGAGCAAAAUGGUUCUAGUGAUAUUUGCUACGAUGUGAUGCAAAAGCAUGACUUAAAUCUAAACCUCAGUAACUCUUCACUUGUGUGUAAUGGCUUUCAUGUAGAAAAUGAAUGUUCAAAGGUGUUGGACCAGAAUGAAGAUCUUGGUGUAUCUAAUGCAAAACCAUCCAGUGUAGCAAAUGGUGAAUGUACUGCAUCUCAUAAUGAUGAAGCUUUGGAGUCUUGCAGCUCCUUUCCUGUAACAGCACAACUUAAAGAAGUAAUAUCAGCAGAUCAUUUAGUUAAUGGCAAUGUUAAUCACGUACUACAUCCCCAUAAUGCUAAUGAAGAAGAAAUGUUAGAGAGACAAGUAGAGCAAGAAAGACUGAGAAACGUAGACGCGUUUUCACUUUUACGGCAUCGAUCAUACAAAUUCUUUGUUGACCACUUUUGGUCUACACCAAAAGAAGACAAAGCUGUUGAUACAUCAGAUUUGGAGAUAACAGAAGAUCCUAUGGGUCUUCAGGGGAUUGACCUAAUCACUGCAGCUCUGUUGUUUUGCUUAGGAGACUCUCCUGGAGGUCGGGGGAUAUCAGAAAGUCGCACUGUCGAUGUGUAUCACGUUGACUUUGGGACCCAAACAUUUUCUCUACCAUCUGCUAUAUUGGCCACAAAUACAAUGGUGGGGGAAAUAGCUUCAGCUUCUGCAUGUGAUCAUGCCAACCCACAGCUCUCAAAUCCGAGUCCAUUCCAGACCCUUGGACUGGAUUUGGUGUUGGAAUACGUGGCUAGAUACCAAACAAAACAGCGUUCAAUGUUUACAUUUGUUUGUGGACAGUUGUUCAGGAGGAAUGAAUUUUCAUCGCAUUUUAAGAAUGUGCAUGGUGACAUUCACGCUGGCCUUAAUGGCUGGAUGGAGCAGAGAUGUCCUUUGGCAUAUUAUGGGUGUACGUACUCUCAACGAAGGUUUUGCCCUUCAACGCAAGGGGCAAAAAUUAUUCAUGACCGCCACUUACGGUCUUUUGGAGUCCAGCCUUGUAUAUCCACAGUAUUAGUAGAACCAGCAAAGAGCUGCUUAAUUGGACUACACAAUGACCAUCUGAGUAGUCUGCCUUUUGAGGUUCUGCAGCACAUUGCUAGUUUUCUAGAUGGCUUUAGUUUAUGUCAGCUUUCAAGAGUGUCACGUUUAAUGAGAGAUGUGUGUGGAAGCUUGCUUCAAGCACGUGGAAUGGUGAUACUGCUUUGGGAGAAGAGAAAACACUCAGAUGGAAGUUCUUCUUGGCAGAUAAAAGAAAAGGUUUGGCGCUUCAGUACAGCCUUCUGUACUGUGAACGAGUGGAAGUUUGCUGACAUCGUAAGCAUGGCUGACCACUUGAAGAAAUGUAACUAUAAUGCUGUAGAGAGAAGAGAGGAGGCUGUUCCGCUGCCAUGUAUGUGUGUAACACGAGAACUCACUAAAGAAGGACGUUCACUGCGCUCUGUUUUGAAACCAGUACUUUAAAUACUGCAGCCACUCCAAUUGCACAUACACUCAAGCACCUGAUAUAACCUCGGUAAUAUUACGUGACACUUUAUUAAUGUACUAAAGAUACUUUCUAGCUAAAUCUACUCUGUCACUGUGUAUAUAAGGUUUGAAGUGACAUUUAUUUUUUAUAAUACUGUUUAGCUGGAAAGUAAUGAAAGUUGCCUUAACGUUUGAAAAAUUGGGAACUUGCUGGACAGGGUAGUUUUAUCUAACUUAUAUAAUUUAAGAACAAAAUCCUAAGGUGUGUUUUCUGAUUCACUGGUGCCCAUGUUGCUGUUGACUGAUAACAUUUCAAAAAUGGCCUCUGAAUGGUAUGUGCAUUUAUAUAGGAAACACUGAAUUGUAGUGAGGUAUUACUUUCUAUAUUUGGUCUAUUUUUUUUUUUUUAACAAAUUAUAGUCCAAAUAUUUGAAAGAUAAGGAAGAAUUCAAAACUUUCUAGUAAAUGUCUUGAACACAGCUUUUAAGAGCUUUAGCGCUCUUCCUAGUUAACAGAUAAUCUAGGAACGGCCUUUUGAAAAAACAUUUCUUUUAGGAAUGAUCUAAGGAAAUUCAGAUUUACAGCAGCUUAAUUUUUAGUACAACUUUCUUUUGACAUGUCAGCAAUGAUUAUUUUUCUUCUGAACAGUUAUUUCAGUUUUUGGGAGCAAAACUUUUAGAGCUAAAAACAUGGAAUACUAGUUUUCACUCUCGCACCUACAGUGACAUCGACAUAAAAUGUUUAAAAUGGCUUUUUCCUUAUCCUGCAAUUGGCUGAGGGUUAAAUUGCUUGAGCAGUCAGAAAUGUCAAGUAGGUGAUGAACAGUUAUGAAUUUAUAAUGCAGCUAAUGAAAGGGCUUUACUUGUUCUAUGGUAUUGUGAGAUGCAUUGUCUCCUGUUCUGUUAAUUUGUCUCUAAAAAUGCUGCUUUUUUGAGGAGCAUUUUAAAUUACUGAUAUGUAUAGAAAAUGUAUCAUCUUCAUAAGAUGAGACAUGAUUUGUUUGUUGCAUAAGGCAUAUCAGAAAUGUUUGUUCAACCACAUCUGUCAAACAACUACAAUUUGUUUCCAGUCUUCCAUAAUAAAAAGAUCUUACAAAGCAUUUGUGAACAGAGAAUACACACUAUGAAAAAUGGCCUGGUAUGGCAAAGCUGUAGUCACUUGAACUUGUUUAUAUUAAUGUUGGUGUCUCUAGCCUGUUGCACAUAGCAACUGUGCCACAAAGCUAAAACAGAAACAGACCAGGGCUUGGAACAAAGAAAUACAGUACGUAUUUCCAUUAUAGGAAAAAGUAAGAGAUUAGUAAGGAGGAGGUGUUUACAAAAAUGGCUAAAUUUAUUACUCAUAAUUUCUGUACUGAACGCUUGUUUAUGGCUAGUCUGGCUGCAGUUCACAACUUUGGUAUCUGUGCAUUUCCCAUCCUGGGUCCAGUCCAGCUAAACAUUCACUGCCUUUUUCUAUACAGAGUGCUACAGGUGCCCAGAAAAAAAAUUAGUCUAGUUCUUCAGUGCCAUGAGUUGAAAUUACAAGAGCUCUAACAGAAAUUCGGCCUGGAUCUUCAAACUAGGUGUUUUCUUUCCACACUUUCUGGUUUUUUGUUUUGGAGAGAAGAAAGGAGUAAACCCUCUACACAAGUUAGCAAUAUUUGCAGUAAUUCUUAGCUGUUACCACAGUUCUUUGGGAAGGAGAAUCUAGAUUUGUAUACAAAUCUGACUAUACCAUCUGGGUUUUAGUUAGGGAUUGUAAACUCCCCUUGUCCUGUUCUCUGAGUGCAUUACAAUGCUCAUUACUCACAAAUUCUUCAGUACAAGGCAGGAGACAGACUUUCUCCAGUUCUUGCCUUUUAGCUCUAAUGGCUCCUUGCUGCUGCUCUCCAGUGUUUAAAAGUAGUUGUGUGACUGGAAGGAUCCUGAAUGUUGAGGCGUUUAUGCUUGCGUUUAUGGCUACUUUAAAACAUCUGUUUUGGGUUACUGGUAUUUUUCAGUCAGCAAUGUGGUGGUUUACUUGGCAUUCUUUGUGACUAUCCAGAACCCUGAUAAGUAUGGUAGACAGAUAUGUGUCUUACUCGUUUAGGAAAAGAGGGUGUUGGUAGAAUCUCGCUUGUAGCACAGUGCACAUCUAAAUCUAAAGUAUCAUCAGUCAUCGAUCUAUUAAAAUGAACUUUUUAAGUACUUGGUGUUCUUAAGAAAUAACACUAUUUCUCCAUACAUGCACUUUUGUUUUUAAAUGUAGAUACAGGCUUUUUUUGUUAAAUCAGUUUAUUUUUAAUGAGAAUCCAGAGCUAUUAAAAUAUCAAUGUUGUAAAUGAAAUCUCUGCCUUGUAAACUGCUCCAAAUGCAGGAAUACAAUAUAGUUAGGAUAAAAACUGGGUUUUUUUUUACACUGCUAUGCAGUUUGUAAAACAUUAUGGUGUAUAGUCAGUUUAUCAAAAUGUGGCUUGUUCACAUUUGCCCUUGAAUUUUAAAAAUGUCGUAUACCUUUCCUGGUACAUCUUCUUACAGCAUAUAUAGACAGCUGUUCCCGUCUUUCUUUUACUUGAUACCACAUUGCUACUUUGUUUAAAAUAUUAUGUUUUCAAUCAUGCAAUAUUUUUUGCAAUGUCUAUUGAAAUCCUAAUAAAACUUUUGGAGUUUCUCUUGUAGUAUGACUGUACUUUUUUUUAAAGCUUAUCUCCAGCCUUCUGGUGCUCAAAUGUGGUCUGCCUCUAGGAUUCCACUAAGUAUGCAAAAAGUCGAGUUACAUAAAGGUAUCUAUUUACAAACAUUUAAAUGUCGCAUAAUUUGUGAGUGAUAAGUAUUCACAUUCACUUCAGUAUGAAGAUUGGUCAUUCCCUUUUAGAUUAUACACCCAUUUCUGUUGCUUUGGUCUAUUAGGCAGC